This is a messenger RNA of Purpureocillium lilacinum, 1374 nucleotides long. RefSeq lists its product as uncharacterized. Lineage: Eukaryota; Fungi; Ascomycota; Sordariomycetes; Hypocreales; Ophiocordycipitaceae. The record is from RefSeq and is a predicted model, not a curated record.
AUGGCGGCGACAACCAAGCAAAGCGAUCUGCAAUGGGCGAAAGCGUCACCGAGGACCUAUGAGCGGGGCCUGGACGACAUGGAAAAGUUCUUCGCCCUUGCCGGAGAAGGCGGCGUGGGUGCAACCGACGGCCAGCAUUGGCAUAUUGCGGUAAUGGCCAAGAUCAACACGACUGGUGUCGACUUGAAGAGAGACGUGCCAAUGGCGUGGAAAGCGCUCCGACGAAUCAAUCCUUGUUUGUCGGCAGUCGUCCAUGGCGAUCGCUUGGUUUACACCGUUGCGGACGAGGCAGAGCUUGAAUCGUGGCUCAAAGACACGCUCCACUUCCACGACACUACUGGCACAUCCCGCGACAUAUUUCCUAUUAGGAACCUCACGGGACGUGCUGCCCUCCACGUCCUGCUCCAGACGCAGGAGCUUUACCUGCUGGCCCCCCAUACCCACCUCGAUGGAAUCGGCGCUUACACAGCCAUGAACAACCUCGUCCAAGCCUUGGCUGUGGCUGCCUCGUGUACCGACAGCCCGAAACUAGGUGGCGAUGAAGUACAAUAUCUGGUUCCUCCACUGAACGUCCUUGCCGACAUUCCUGUCGCGACGGACGCCAACAAGGCCACCUUCAAGACCAUGCUGGGCAGCUGGAUGGCUGGCUUUGCUGGCAUCAAGCUUCAACUGAAUGAUACCAAGCAGCCUUGCCGGGAUCCGAAGGUCCUUUACGCCCCAUUCGACGUCUCUGAGAGCAAACGAAUCGUGGCAAGGUGCAAGGAGCUGGGGUUCACAGUCACUGCGGCAGUGCAGGCGGCUGUGUCCAUCGCCCUACGCAAGCAGGUUCAGUCGACUGCCACCAUCCAGAGCGCCGUCACCAUCCAUGACGUUCGCAAAUGGGUCGACAAGACCAAGUAUCCGGCCACCAGUCUCGUCGGACCGCUGGCCGUCCCGGUUCCCGCCGUCUUCACCUUGGACGACGACUUCCUGGAGACGGCACGCCUCGCCAAGCAAAAAUAUCGCGAGCCGGAACAGACCGAUCUUCUGCGCACCCUGCCACGCUUCUGGGGGAAUGAUAUGGUGGCGAUCAUGACUUCGCCGCCGCCCGGCGCGGAAGCGCCUAGCUCGCUCGGAGUCUCCAGCUUCGGUAUCAUGGACGCAUAUCUCAAACCGUCGUAUGAAGGCACUGCUGGGAGCAAGGUGGAGGUAGAAGACGCUUGGCUGGGCAUCACGCUAUACUCGCCGGACAUUCUGCUGCACUUGUGGACGUUGCAGGGCACCGUGAGGCUGCAGUGUGUAUACAAUGAGGCGUAUCACGACAAGGAGGCAGUGGCGGCGCUGCUCGAGUCUACUAGGGAUGAGUUGCUGCGAGGCUUGAGCUUGGUGGGGUAA